Molecule: messenger RNA, 5161 nt
Organism: Fundulus heteroclitus (mummichog)
Lineage: Eukaryota; Metazoa; Chordata; Actinopteri; Cyprinodontiformes; Fundulidae
Gene: col16a1
Product: collagen, type XVI, alpha 1
Exons: 71
Coding region: 268-5088 (1606 amino acids)
Source: RefSeq, a predicted model, not a curated record
AGAGAGGGAGGGAGGGGAGAGUUGGACAUUGACAAUCCCGGAGCAACUUUUUCUCUUCUUUCCUUUCUUUGUGAAGGAAGACGCAAGGAAAAAUAGGCUGGGGGACAAAAAAGACAACACUGAGUUGAAUUUGAAUUCCUAACACGCACCCAUGUUGGAUUCAUGUUCCCACAAAGUUGUGGAUUAAUCAUCAGCUGAAGUCAGCCACUAACUGAGGCAGCGCGAGGCGACGGAGAGGUGAGGAGCUGUUUUCAGAGGGAUCCAACCAUGUGGCUGCUGUGCUACCCCCUGGUUCUGCUGGUCAUCAGUUAUGGAUCCUGUGACACUGUGAUGUCAGAGGAUGGGGAGCAAUGCCCGUCCCUACAAGUGGCUGAGUGGAAGUUCCCUCGGAUGACUAGGAACAACAUUACUGGUUUUAAUCUGGUGAGGCGAUUCUCCUUGCUAAAAGACGCAGAUGUCAGGAAGAUCCGCAACCCCCGGGGUCCCGUUAUCCUUCGCCUCGGCAAGACGGCGCUCUUGCGCCCCAGCGACCAAAUGUUUCCUCAUGGCUUACCUGACGAGUUCACGUUGGUCUUCACCCUGGCUUUGAAAAAGGCUGCGCUGAAGGACACCAUCUACCUCUUUCACAUAUCGGAUCAGCAGGGAUAUCCACAGCUCUCGGUGGACUUCAGCGCCCCCGAUGGCAUGCUAUCAUUACGAGCCAGAGGUGUUGACCCUGAGGCCGAGCUGGUGAGCUGUGUGUUUAACGGAGAGGGGGUCAAGGCCCUGACGGACCUCCGCUGGCACAAGCUGGCCCUCAGCUUGCAACGGGACACCGCUUCCCUCCAUGUCGACUGCAGCUCCAUCGAGACGAAGCCCCUUGAGCCACGAGGCGUCCUGCAGAUUGAUGGGCACACAUUGCUGGGUGUUCGGGCUUCAGAUGCCGGACCAGUGCAAAUGGAUAUUCAGCAGGUGAUGCUGUAUUGUGACCCAUCGCUUGCCAUCCAGGAGACCUGCUGUGAGAUCCCUGGUGCUCGGUGCCCUUCAGACGCUGCUAAGAGCCGCCGAGCUGCUGAAAAUGACCUGGAUGAAAAUAUGUUUAGCCAGGAUGUUUUUGCAUCCAAGGAUCUUGCAGAAAAAUGUGCGGGUUGUUUACUCCUGAGUAGGGAGGAAAAUGUCGUAAACUUUGGCGAGGGGUUAAGUGGAGGAAAAGGUGACCGGGGCAAUGGCUGUUCAGGUCCAUGCUCAGAAGGACCCAAGGGCCAGAAGGGUGAGAAAGGCGAGCUGGGAACGACUUCCAGCUGGGGUCAGGCAGCCGGGUACAAGGGAGAAAAAGGUCAGAAGGGGGAGAUCGGUCCACAAGGCCUGACAGGAACACCGGGGAGGGAUGGUCGAGCGGGGUCUAUCUGUGUAGUCGGCCCCAAGGGACAGAAGGGCAAGCCGGGUACGGUGGGUCCUGAAGGGUUGGCCGGGGAGCCAGGGAAGCCCGGAAUUCCAGGUCUGCCAGGAGUCGGGAAACCGGGUCCACCGGGCCCUCCUGGUGUACCUGGUGAUGCUAAAGGUGAAAAGGGAGACGUGGGGCCUAAAGGAGAAGACGGAUUACCAGGGGAUCCAGGACCAAGAGGCCCAGGAGGUCCAAAGGGAGAGAAGGGCGACCCGUGCGAAGUGUGCCCAGUGAUGCCCACGGACAUCGGCAACACGGUGGCGUUACAGGGGAAGCCCGGCCCUAAAGGAGAGCCCGGAUUACCGGGGAUAGGAGAGAGGGGACUCCCUGGUGUUGAGGGUGCAGUUGGCAAAGCAGGACAGAAGGGAGAACCAGGAUCAGAUGGCGCCAAAGGGGAAAAGGGGGAAUCAUGUUCCGCGUGCCCCACCCUUGGAGAACUACUACCAAAUCUCCUCCCUGGUGGCUCACCCCAAACUCUGCAGCAGAAGGGAGAGAAGGGGGAACCUGGGAUUGGACAGAAAGGAGAUAAAGGGGAGCCAGGAAACAUGGGUCCACCUGGCCUUGCAGGAGAGAAGGGUAAUGCGGGCAGCGCGGGAGCCGACGGAAGGCCGGGGAAACCUGGACCGAGGGGGACCGGCGGGAAGGAUGGACAGAAAGGUGCAAAGGGAGAACAGGGGCAGCCUGGCGUUGGAGAACCUGGCCAAAAGGGUGAGAGGGGCGACUGUGGUGUGUGCCAACCGUCAGAAGUUGGUAGCAGCCCAGCUGGCCUCAAAAUGCCUGAAGGAAGAAAAGGUGAACCUGGCCCUCCAGGUCCCCCUGGACCUCCAGGUCUUGGAGCUGAAGGCAAACAGGGACCAUCAGGCUUGGCUGGGUCUAAGGGAGAAAAGGGCGAGCAAGGCGAACAAGGAGAAAAAGGACUGAACGGUGCCCCUGGAGUCCCGGGCCUGCCUGGAGAGUCCGGUCGGGAUGGAUUAAUGGGCUUGAAGGGAGAAAAGGGGGAUGCAUGCACUAGCUGUUCCUCUGCUGGCACUGUGGUGGGUGAUGGUGCGGUUAUGCCAGGCCCCAAAGGAGAAAAAGGGGAUCCUGGGCCCCAAGGAGCAGGGAAACCUGGCAAAGCUGGAAAACCUGGCUUACCAGGUGUGCAAGGACCCUCUGGUCCCAAAGGAAGCAAGGGAGAUGCUGGGGCUGAAGGAGUUGGAAUUCCAGGACCACAGGGCAUUGAGGGACCUAGAGGUCUGCCAGGGCUAGUUGGUCCUCCCGGUGUUCCAGGGCCGCCUGGCCCUGUUGGCCCUGCAGGCGAAAAGGGCUCAAGAGGGGAAAUGGGAGUUCCGGGGCCAGCGGGAUUUGGAGUAGAGGGCCCUCCGGGUAGAGACGGAGUCCAAGGGCCUAGAGGGCUCCCAGGAGCUGAUGGCAGACCUGGAUUUCAUGGAGCUAAGGGGGACAAGGGGGAACCAGGAGAGUGUAACUGUAUCCCGUCUGUGCCUACAAGUGUGGGUGGACCUGGAGCUCCGGGAACCCCAUUAAACGUAUGGCAGCCGGGGCCUCAGGGCCCCCCGGGACCUCCUGGCCCCCCUGGGCCCCCUGGACCUCAGGGAGUCACUGGAAUCCAAGGUCCUCAGGGUAUCCCUGGAAACGACGGGAUACCGGGGAAACCGGGUUUACCUGGAAAGAGCCUCUACAUCGGACCGCACCCUCUGCCUCAAGAUUCCACUUCAGAACCAAGAGAUGAGGCAUGUGGAGAGGGCUGUUCUCAGGGGUUGCCAGGGGUCCCGGGCAUGUCUGGUGCCAAGGGGGAGAAAGGAGACCAGGGCAAGCCUGGUGCGACGGUCUUGGAUAACUGUGACAGGUGUUUGGAGAGACUGCAGAGGGCACAGGCGACCGAAGCAACGGGUGAUCGGUCUUGCAUCGGAGCACCUGGAAUUCCAGGAACGCCUGGAACACCUGGAAUAAAAGGAGACCCCGGCUCACCAGGAGAAAGAGGCCCACAUGGAACACCAGGAAUCAUGGGACCCCCCGGUUUCCCAGGUCCUCAGGGCCCAGCUGGCUUAUCUGGCCAGCAGGGUGAGAGAGGGUCGGAUGGCCUUCCGGGAACGAAGGGCGAGCAGGGCCCUCCAGGGACGCCUGGUUAUCCCGGAACUAUGGGACCACCUGGGCUGCCUGGACUGAAGGGUGAGCGUGGAAGCCCAGGAAGUGCUGGUCAGAAGGGAGAAUCAGGUCCUCCUGGUAGCCCUGGAUAUCAAGGACAGGCUGGCUCUCCAGGCAUUAAAGGAGACACAGGACCAGCAGGGCCUGUUGGUUCCAAAGGUGACCAGGGUUUCCAAGGACAGCCAGGUUUUCCAGGACCACCAGGUCCUCCUGGUCCUGCCGGCAAGCCUGGCAGAGAAGGCCUUUCUGGGUCAAAAGGAGAAAAAGGUAAUGACGGCUCCCCAGGCUCCCAGGGACCAACGGGGCCACCCGGCUCACCUGGAUCUCCAGGGCUGAUGGGCCCUCCUGGCAUAGAGGGAAUAGAUGGAAAAGAUGGGAAACCAGGACUGCGGGGAGAGACAGGCCCUCCAGGCCCAGCAGGACCUCGAGGAAUCCCAGGAUUCAAAGGGAAAACGGGACACGUUGGCUUUCCUGGACAGAAGGGAGAAGCUGGACCUUCAGGCCCACAAGGACCGCCCGGCAGGCCAGGACAUGACGGUGACCCUGGUACCCCAGGACUUCAGGGUCGACCAGGACCUCCAGGCCAAAUCGGUCCCAUGGGGCCAGCGGGAUCUCCAGGGCCUCCUGGUCCAUCAGGAGUGGGUAUUAAAGGAGAUAAGGGUCAGUCUGGAGAUAGAGGCCUCCCAGGGAUGGUUGGAGCUCCAGGAUCACCUGGACAUCCAGGACUCAUGGGCGAGCCUGGAAAUGACGGUGCUGCUGGUAAAGACGGAACACCAGGCCUGCCGGGGGACAGCGGACAGCCGGGUCAAAAGGGGGAACCAGGGGCCUCUGGGCAGAGGGGUCCUCCAGGAGAGCGAGGUAGACCAGGUCCACCAGGUGGGGGGGGAUAUCUCGGCAAGGAUGCCCAACCCAUGAUGGGCCCGGUUGGACCCAGAGGGGAACGAGGAAGUCCGGGUUCUGAUGGACUCCCAGGACCUCCUGGUAGCCCUGGGACCCCAGGAAACGAUGCUUUCGUCAACUACGAUGACAUCAAAAGCUUCAUACGGCAACAGGUCAUCAAGAUCUUUGACGAGAGAAUGGGGUACUACAUGUCUCGCAUGCAGAUGCCUGUGGAGAUGGUGGCAUCACCUGGUCGACCAGGGCCCCCAGGGAAAGAUGGUACUCCAGGUAAUCCUGGACCCCAAGGCGCUCCAGGGAUCCCAGGACACAUUGGCAGGCAGGGCCGGCCAGGAGGACAAGGACCCCCUGGACCACAGGGACCACCAGGAAUGAAGGGUGACAAGGGUGUCGGAGAGAUGGGAGAUGUAGGACCGCCUGGAGUACCAGGUGUUCCAGGCCCCCCAGGCUAUGGGAAAAUGGGACCACCUGGACCUGUUGGCCAGCAGGGAGUUCCUGGGAUACCGGGCUCUCCUGGACAGCCUGGAUCCAAAGGAAAGGAAGGCCGUUGUAACCCCGCAGACUGUAUGAGCCAUCAGGUAGACUACAGCCCCAAGGGCCCACCUGUCAAGGGCCCCUGGUAAGGUUCUGCAGGCUGAAGGGUACGAGGACUGGAGGGAAGAGACUAAAGUAUUUGGAGAAGCAAAAAAAAACAAA